AGAGAUUGCGCAGGUAGAUUUUCAUGGAUUUACCUGUGUAAUGUACUUUUGACAGUUCUCCUCAAACGAGCGUAGUGUGUAGUGUUUCAUGAGCGAUUUUAUGUUCGUAUUUGUGUAUGUGUUUCAUUUUGCGGGAAUAAUUUUAUGUAUACAACAGGCAAUGCGUUGGUUUCGUAAGCAAGGUGGUGCACCAAGACUUAUAAGUUUAUCACCUUUACGAAAUGACUCACAGAGAUCGGACCUUACGAAAGAAGAUUUAGAGACACCGAAGCGACAAAUAAAACACAAAUCUAGACAAGACAAAUCUCCAGGUCCGUGGGCAAGGAAUAAAAUCAGCAAUAGGAAUGAAACUAAUUGUUAUAACGUUGAGGAGAGUGUAGUUUUCACAGAAAAGUGCUCUAGAAAAAGAAAUAAGUCUCGCACUCGCAACUCCUCCGGAAGCAUUGCUGAUGACGGUCAUUCCAGAGAAAAACGGAACCCUCUGCUAGAUAAAGUAAAAAAUACAAAGUUGUCCUGCUUUCGGUCAGCAUCAAACGCUUCUCAAUUAGAAAAUCCGUCCACUUCUAGUGCGUGUUCGUCAAAAACGUUAGAAGAAAAGAGUGAAUUAAAAACUACACUUUGUGAAUAUAGUGAUUUCGAUAAAGCUCACGUGGUACAACCGGACGAUCUUCUUUUUGACACCCUUCCAAAGUCUUCCUGCUUUUCUGCCAAGUUGCGGGCAAUAUCGGAGAAAUAUUUGCAAUCUUCCACGAACAGGUUUUUAACAAAACUUUACAAAACCCAGGUGGGAUUUUCGUCUGAAUCUUCAGUGUCUAAGUCAUGUAAAAAGAAAGCAGUUAGUGCGAAACUUCGUAGUUUUUCCUACGGUGCCUUGCCCGGAGUCGAAGAAUUCCAGAAGAAACACAAUCCGCUAUUCCACGAGGACGAGAGUCAUAUCCUCGAUGACACGGAAGAUCAGUUGGUGUUGAUGGACAAUGAAGAAACGGACAGUGGCAUAAUAGUAACUGAUUCAGCAUCAUCUUCGUUUUUAGAAAACGAAAGUUUUCGGUGUGGUAGUUCAGCGUCGAACGGAAAUUAUUCAUUAGUCGAGACUAAAAAUGCUCAUUAUUUGGACUGUGAUAAUCUGAACUCGCGUCUUUUACCAGACGUCACACCCCCUUUGCCAUGUAAAGACAUUUCGAAAAAAUCCAAAACGUUUCUGGUCCGUUUACAAAAGAACUGCCCUACUGAAGACAUUGGUGUCAUCAUAGCUACCCCCAAGAAGUACAGGAACGGCUUUGUGAUCGUCCAAAUCGUCCCUGGAACAAUAGCCGAUAGAAAUGACUCCCUGACAAUCGGCGAUAAAAUAAUCAACAUAAAUGGAGUUUGGUUAACUGGAAUUACCGUUCAUGAAGCUCAACAAGCUCUUGAAACGGCAUCGUUAACUAUCGAUUUAAUCGUUUCAAGAACUGUAAGUAAUAACCAAGCACGUCCACGACCAUUGGGGAUCAUUGAAAGUUCAGUCGAUUACGAAAACGUAACGUUUCCUAAAACGAAUCCUGCGGAACUGACGCCAGUUUCCGCCCUUAAAAGAAGACAACCGGUUUUUCAGAAGAACAGCGCGAAUCAAAGUAACUCUUCUAAAAUGAGUCGGCGGAGCUUGGCCUCGUAUUCCGAUCAAAACAACCAACAAGAAAGACAUUCGGAUCGUUCGUACCAGGAACCGUCCGAAAACUAUUCGAGUUGUUUGUACAUUAACAAAAACGAAGUGCACGAUAUCACAGCGACCACCAACUUUUGUACGUUGCCCAGAAGACCAAGGUCCACUGUUUGUACUUUUCAUACGUUCAUAUUAGAGAAAGGGCCCGGAAAGAAGGCUUUGGGCUUCACUAUAGUCGGCGGUAGAGACUCGCCCAAAGGUGCAAUAGGCAUCUUUGUAAAGACCAUACUCGAAAAUGGACAGGCUGCAGAAGAUGGAAGAUUAAGAGCAGGGGAUGAAAUUUUAGCUGUAAAUGGACAUGUUUGCCAUGACAUAUCACAUGCAGAAGCGGUCUUGCUAUUUAAAAGUAUCAAAAGCGGUCCAGUAGCAUUACAUAUUUGCAGAAGAACUCGAAAUAAGUCGAUGUCAACGAAAGCGAUGUCCUGCACGGACAUAAUACAGUCGUCAGUCAACCCAACGGCUUAAAAUGCACACCAAUGAAUAAUCUGAUUUAAAUUUUGUACAAACGUAUCAAGCAUAUAUUUUAAUAAAUUAAUAAUAUAAUACA
Messenger RNA from Agrilus planipennis (emerald ash borer), 2246 nucleotides. RefSeq names its product inaD-like protein. Gene Ontology annotation, molecular function: protein binding. The coding region runs from base 89 to 2164 and encodes 691 amino acids. Lineage: Eukaryota; Metazoa; Arthropoda; Insecta; Coleoptera; Buprestidae. The transcript has 6 exons. The record is from RefSeq and is a predicted model, not a curated record.